Molecule: messenger RNA, 1725 nt
Organism: Amphiprion ocellaris (clown anemonefish)
Lineage: Eukaryota; Metazoa; Chordata; Actinopteri; Pomacentridae
Gene: spag7
Product: sperm associated antigen 7
Exons: 7
Coding region: 62-751 (229 amino acids)
Molecular function (GO): nucleic acid binding
Source: RefSeq, a predicted model, not a curated record
UCUGCGCCUGCGCAGCCUCUACAGCCGCAGUAGACUGGACGGUCUGCCCGAUCAUUCCAAGAUGGCGGACCUCCUAGGUUCAAUCUUAAACUCGAUGGAGAAACCUCCAACAGUCGGCGACCAGGAGAGCCGACGAAAGGCACGAGAGCAAGCAGCAAGACUCAAGAAGAUGGAAGAGAUGGAGAAAAGAAAGAAAGCAGAGUUCAGGAAAAAGAUGGAGAAAGAGGUGUCAGACUUCAUCCAAGACAGCUCACAGCAGAAAAGAAAAUAUAAUCCUAUGGGGAAGAUUGAAAGGAGUAUACUGCAUGAUGUUGCAGAAGUGGCUGGUUUGACAUCUUUCUCUUUCGGGGAGGACGAGGAGAGCCGUUAUGUCAUGCUUUUUAAGAAGGAGUUUGCUCCAUCAGAUGAAGAGCUGGAAGCCUAUCGCAAAGGAGAGGAGUGGGAUCCCCAGCUGGCAGAACAACGCCGCAGACUAAAAGAACAGGCUGCACUGGAAGAAGCAGCAUCCAGUCAGACGAAAACAUCACAGGCAUGUCCCAACUCCAACUACAGAGACAAGUACAGUCACCUGAUCGGCACCUCAGCUGCAAAAGAUGCAGCACACACACUAGAGGCCAACAGGGCUUAUGGCUGUGUGCCGGUGGCCAACAAGAGGGACACUCGCUCGAUAGAAGAAGCCAUGAAUGAAAUCCGAGCAAAGAAACGGCUGAAGCGAGAGGACGACACAGGGGCCCACGGCAGCAGCUCUUGAGGCUCUACUUGUUUUGUUUUCUGUCUGCUGUUGUGUGUGAGUGUGUGAGUGCAUUAGUGUGUCUGUGUACACUCUGUUUGUCUCAUUCAUCUUAAAAUGCAAUAUCCUGUACUUCAGACAUUUGAAGGUAUAAUUUAUGCAACAGGCCUUGAAUCUAGUGUUUACACCACUCUCUGACUGACGGUGGUGAAUUGAUGAAAUCUUGUUCAGUGGAGGAUGCUCAGGUGUGUCUGAUCCAAGAGGUGGAUUAUUUUAUGUGUUUAACGUUGGCGGUGAAGUUCUGUCUAUUGCCAAGUUUCUUACACACAUGAUUGGACCAUUAGAGUGGAAGAAUCAAAAGAAAAAAAUGUGUUGAGGUGUUAAGCUUCUUAAAAACACAUGCCAUUUAAAAUAAUGAAAUUUUAGCAACCAUUGACAUUUUUAAUGCAGAUGUGCAUUUGCAGUCCUAUGUACAAGUUUUAUUAUUGCAAAUAUGGCGGAUUGUGAACUUUGGCUGCACAGGAUGAAAGCCAGGUUUUAGGAAUGUGUAACUUCAAUCCCACUGCCAUCUCUUGACCAGCUUUUGGUUGGGUUUGUUGAUUUUUUUUCUUAGUCUCAACUUUUUGAGAACUUUCUAAAGUUGCUGGCAUGCCAUUUUGUCUAUAUCCCAUUUUAGAAAAUACAGUUUUGUUGAUUUUUAGAAAUAUGUGAUAAAGUCUGUGAUUUUCUUUGUUUCUAUACAUCUGCACUGACUGUGAAUUCUUCUGUUACUCCAGCGUAAGUGUUUUAUUAUUAAGCCGUGAGAUAGGCUUACAAAAGGCAUCAUAGUAGGGAGUAGGAGUACCGGAGCUCUUGUUGGGAUGUGGGUCUCUACGUCUGUUCCUUUUGUCAAAAUCAAGCAAUCAAACAAGAGUUCAUUGGCAUCUUGAUGUCUGUUUUAACAUGGUUGCACUGUUUUAUCCUCAUGCGUAUUAAUAAACAGAGAAAAGACUGGG